Striga asiatica is the source of this 3434-nucleotide messenger RNA. Lineage: Eukaryota; Viridiplantae; Streptophyta; Magnoliopsida; Lamiales; Orobanchaceae. The record is from the annotation of a GenBank genome assembly.
GACUUUUGGAUGUCGAUAUAUAUUAUCAUUACACGUCUCAUCUUCAUCUUCAUAUUCAUCGUGGCCUAAACCUAGGGUUUGCUCCAAUUCCUUCGUAUCUUUAAUUCCAAUUCCUUCGUUUCUUUAAUCCGAAGUGAACAUAUAUGCAGCCGCCGAACAUAAUCCUGCGCCCGCCGUUUGUUAUAUAAUAUCUUUCCUUUCGCGAACUGAUUCAUGGUUUGGGAAUUAUCAAUUAUGAUUAUCCCCGUCGAUUUUCAAUUCUCAUCGUCACAUGGUAUGAAGCUGAGCUAUAAUCUUCGAGUUUUUGGACCUGGUUUGAAUCCUUUUGCCCCCUACAACAUGGCCAAUCAUUCCUCUCGCUAAAUUUUAUUCUCUUUUUUUCUUUUUCGAGCCUUCCUAUUCAGAUAAUGUAAAAGGAUUUCACAUUAGCGAAGCGAUUGUCAACUGAUUUAUGUGUCAAGUUUUCUGUCCUGAAUUCUGAGGCUAUCGUUACAACAAAAUAUUGAAGGUUUUUGUUUUGAUUUGAAGGCCUUCGUUUGUUUUUCGUUUUAAUCGUUAGUGUUCUUCCUUUUACGAAGAAAAGGGAUCUUCAAGAUUGGAACCUUAUCAGCUUCAGUUUUGGGUUGUCUUUUUCAUCUUCUGUAAAACUGCUAAGUAUGUGAGACGGUCUUUAGUCUUGACUUUGGCCUAUUUUUAGAAUCAAAGGGUUGGGAUUUGAAGUCUCUAGGUUUGUUACGCAUAGCAAACUAUUUGUCUUUGUAUAUCAAAAGACAGAAGAACAUUUAUUCAUAUAUCUACACAUACAUAUCCUUCAAUGCCGGAGUUCGAGAUUGAAUCUGUUAGGAGGAGCCGAAGGGUGUUUAGAUCGGGAGAUGAUAGGGAUGAUCGAGGCUGGACCUUGCUCCACAUCCAUGCUAGGAAAGGUGACCUCAGAGUGGUGAGACGGCUUCUCGAUGAAGGAAUGGAUGCUAAUGUGGCUGCCUGGGGCCCGAAGUCCCACGGUGUGACCCCUCUCCAUCUUGCUGCUAAAGGUGGCCACAUUAAAGUUAUGGAUGAACUGCUCGAGCGUGGGGCCAACAUCGAUGCCAGAACUAAGGGUGCAUGCGGCUGGACCCCACUUCACAAUGCAGCUAAAGAAAGAAAGAAGAAAGCAAUAAAAUUCUUAGUCGAAAACGGGGCAUUUUUGCCGGACAACAUCGAUGACUCAAGGUUCAACCCGCCCAUGCACUACUGUCCCGGCCUCGAGUGGGCUUAUGAAGAAAUGAAGCGUUUGCAGGACAUAUCUUCUUCAUCCUCUCAAUCGCCGCUGCGUCCGCCUCCCUUCUGCCGGCCGACCGGCAGCCUCUACAGCGGCACUGCUCUACACCGAGGUGGCGGCGAGCUCAAAGUCCGGUCGUCUCACUCUUCGCGGCAUGGCGUCUCUCCGUUUCCUGGUGGCCAUGGCGCUUCUCGAGGGUGCUCCGACGUCUGUUCGGCAAGUUGCGGCCACUGGCGUUUUCCUCCUCCGUGGUGGGUGAAUGGCCUGAGACCGACGCCGUCUAGUUCCCUGGAUCUUGCCGCCUCCUGGUGCUGGGGUGUUGGGGUCCGACGGGGGGUGGUCGGCCACCGUCGAUGGUGGUCGACUGCCGUCCGGUUUGGUGUUGGGGGGCUAGAUCGGUGUUGGGCUCUCGGUGUAGUCCGUGUUGGUUCCGUUGAAUGGAGUUCGGGCUCAUUUUGGUAUCUGCAGGAUGCAUUCAAGGUCCCGCUUGUGAUACAACUAACAGAUGAUGAGAAAUGUAUGUGGAAGAAUUUAACCGUGGAGGAAAGCCAGAGGCUUGCCCGCGAAAAUGCUAAAGAUAUAAUUGCUUGUGGUUUUGAUGUUUCAAGGACGUUUAUAUUUUCCGACUUUGAUUAUGUUGGAGGUAAUCUCGUUUUUCCUAAUUUGCAAAUAUGCUUACAGUGCUUGGAUUUAUUCUGCAGUGCCUUCUACAAGAACAUGGUCAAGAUUGCAAAAUGUGUGACUUACAACAAGGUAGUUGGUAUAUUUGGUUUCACUGGUGAAGAUCACAUUGGAAAAGUGAGCUUUCCGCCUGUUCAGCGAAACGAAUUAGCCACUCAUAUGGAAUUCAAAAUCAACAAUCAAAGCCAUCAUAUUCAUGGAUUAGAUGAAAAGAGAAACUUACGAUUAAUAGAAAUCCAAUAUUCGAAUCCAAUGACAAAGCUAAAUCCGAAGCAGAGAAAAGGAGUUUUCAAUCUCCAAAUCAAAUCCAAAGUGCAAACGAUCAAAAUAUGGUCUAAAAAUCUGGUCCUCGAAAUUCGCGCCGGUAAAGUCGCGAGUCGCGACAUUGCCUUUUCUUCGGUCGCGAGUCGCGACAUCAUCGCGAUUCGCGACAUUGCCUUUUCUUCUUCGGUUGCGAGUCGAGACAUCAUCGCGAGCCGCGCGUCGUCAAGAUGUUCAAUUCCUGGAGUCUGGUCGCGACCUACGUCGCGAGUCGCGACUGCAUCUCGCGAGUCGCGACUCGUGCUAGCAUACUGCACCUUCAGGCUCUGUUUUUCUCGCGAGUCGCGGCUUUCAUCUCGCGAGUCGCGACUUUGGACUGCAGCUCCGUCUUUUCCAAGUUCUUUUCCACAUCUGUUCGCUGGUAAAGAUAAAAUCCGUUGCUUGAUUCCAUGCGCAAUUGACCAGGAUCCUUACUUCAGAAUGACACGGGAUGUUGCUCCUCGAAUUGGCUAUCACAAGCCUGCUUUGAUUGAGUCGUCCUUCUUUCCAGCUCUUCAGGGAGAGACUGGAAAAAUGUCGGCCAGUGAUCCAAAUUCUGCUAUAUAUGUCACUGACUCUGCCAAGGACAUUAAAAACAAGAUAAACAGAUAUGCAUUCUCUGGUGGGCAAGAUUCAAUAGAGAACCACAGAAAGUACGGAGCAAACCUUGAGGUAGAUAUUCCGAUUAAGUAUCUCGGCUUUUUCUUGGAGGAUGAUAGUGAACUCGAGCACAUCAGAACAGAAUACGGUGCUGGGCGUAUGCUAACAGGUGAAGUGAAAAAACGGCUUAUUGAAGUUUUGACCGAACUGGUCGAAAGACAUCGCAGGGCACGAGCUGCUGUGACUGAUGAGAUGGUAGAUGCAUUCAUGGCGGUCAGGCCACUUCCAAAUAUGUUCAGCUGAAUUUGGCAAAGCUUUUUUAUAUGAGCUUGUAAUGUCUGAUAAAAGAGUUGGUCUCCAAAAUUGUUACCAAAAAAUCCAAAUUUUCUUCAUUUUAACUUCUUUAUGAAUGAGAUUAUGAUUCAUGUUAGGGAAUAUUUAUCUCAGCUAUUUGCAUAAAUGAAAAAGAAACAAUUAGAGUGACAAAUGGCUUAGGCCUGUAGCACUACUUGAAAAACAAAUGUAAAACAGUACGAUAUAAAAAGUUCAUACAAGUAUAAAUUGGGUGAAAUGUCUAUCUAAUUUUUCAACUAUA